GUCCUUGUGCGUGGAUGUAUAUAUAUAAAUGCUACAUAUACCAUGGGUGGUCUAAACUCUCAUCAGUUCUCCACCACCCCCUAGAUCAGCUGUAGUUUGAGGAAGAAAAGAAGAUGUUGGGAACAAUUUCGGAAGAAAUGGUAAUAGAUGUGUCAGCCAGCAAAGCGUGGGAGGUCUAUGGCACGCUUCAACUGGCAAAGAUCGUUGAAGAAGAGCUCAGUAAUGUCCUUGACAAAAUUGAGGUCAUAGAAGGCGAUGGAGGAGCUGGGACAGUUCUCAAACUCAUAUUUCCACCAGGCACACCAGGGUUAACCAGCUACAAGGAGAAAUUUACCAAGGUGGACGAUGAGAAGAGAGUGAAAGAAGCAGAGGUUAUUGAAGGAGGAUACCUUGAUCUGGGGUUUACACUGUAUCGAGUUCGAUUUGAAAUAAUAGAGAAGGGUGAGAAUUCAUGCGUCACCAAAUCCACAAUUGAAUAUGAGAUUAAGGAAGAAGCUUCUGCCAAUGCUGCAUUUGUCACCAUUCAGCCACUUGUCGCCGUUAUGAAAGCAGCAGCCGAUUAUCUGAUUAAAAACAAUAAGUAAAUCCUCUUUUGUGGUUGUAAUAAUCUGUUGACUCUGCUUGUAGCUUUCUUUUCUACAGAUCAUUUCCUCGGGUGCUUGUGCUAGUGGUUGUGGUUGUCAUAAUCGAAAGUGUUGUUUACAUGUGUCUUCAUGACUUGCAAACAUUAAGAUGAGUUAUGAUUGAAUCUAGUUUCUUAAUUCUGUUGAUCAAAAAUUAGGACCACAUAUGUCAUUCUCUUUCUCUCUCUCUCAGUGAGAGGGGAGAGAGAGAGCGAGAGACUAUAUGCAAAAUGUGUGGUGAAUGUAUUUGGAAAGUAGUGUUUGAUUUGAUUAGUUAGCAUGGGGGACACUACUAUACCCAACUUACUUUUUGGUACUAUACCGAAAAGUAAGUUGACCUAUUUAUGUUACACGUGUCUCUUUCAAACCAAUUUCACUUGUAAGAACCCAAU
Messenger RNA from Ilex paraguariensis (yerba mate), 1015 nucleotides. Lineage: Eukaryota; Viridiplantae; Streptophyta; Magnoliopsida; Aquifoliales; Aquifoliaceae. The record is from the annotation of a GenBank genome assembly.